UGUUGGGGGGCUGCGUCGAUCACGAAACUUGGCGGUUGUUUUGAAACGGUACGUGAACUGUCGGCAGUAUCACCAAGAAUGGCUGCUAGUACGAUCAGGAAAGCUUUGCGAUUUUCGUGGAGAGGGAAACGGUACAGCGUAGUAAGCGGCAAACAGUCUGAUUAUUUUAACACGCCGAAACCCACAAGAAGCAAAAACCCUGGAGCCAGUUCCGAUGGCGAAUCUCCGGAAAGUGACGACCUACAAAUGAAAACGAGGAGAGGAAUUCCCAGACGAAGUGACAGACUGACGAGAUCCGUGAGGGAUGCUGUGGGAACUUUGAGACAAAGAUUUCGAAUGUCGACUCGCCGCAGAUCACGACUUGAGGAAGGGAAGGUGUUGUCGCCAAGGAUUGCCAAGCAAGAUUCGCGGAGAGUAGUGGGUAAAACGCCGCCACGUUCCUGUAAAUCGGACGUGAAAAUAUACUCCCCAUUCUACAUUGAAACACCAAAAAGCUUGGUGAAACAAAGAAACGGAACAAGAAUGGGUAGCCUGUCAGUUGAGACGCCCACACGACUGAAGCGCGAGGUAGAAGCUUUAACAGCCAACAUGCAGGCACUGGCCGCUCUCACGCCAACCACACUCAGAGAGCGAUCACGCAGAACUCCUGCGACUUCACCUCUAACAAAUGGCAGCUUGCGGAUGCGGACUGCACGUAGACGGAUCGAGACGACUAUUUAUUAGAAUUCCAAGUGCUAUCAUUUCUCUAUUUUUGUAUUACACAGUCGAUACAUGUUAUUCUGCUCAAGCAUGUCACAGACGUUUGACACUGGAGGUGAUCAUUCAGUAUUUUGUUAAAUGGUUGAAUAGUGAAUACGUACAUGUUAAUGUUCACAAGAGAUAUUUUUUAUCAUAAAAGAUAUAUAUAUAUUCAUUGUUGUAUUUCCUAUAACAGUAUUUUGUUUUGGGUGAUUUUUAAAAUUAGAAUAAAAGCAUGUUUUUUUUAACUGGUGUUUUUGUGACAUUUAGUUUUAUUGCCCAUACUUAUAAAACUUUUAGAGUCCAGACUCAGUCUCUAAUGAUGUCACGCACAUACAGUUUGUAUGGCGUUGUCAUGACAUUACUGUCUCAGACUCUAUUAGUCUCGAGUCUAGACUCUAAAAAUUUUAUAAGCACCAGGCCUGGAAUGUCCUACACCCUAUUUUAUGUAAUGUAAUUUUCUGAACAUUAAAACAGUCUUUAAAAGUAAUUUUAGGGUUAUUUUGAGGUAACCUGAUUUUGAUGUGUAUUUCAAAAUACACCUUUAAUUCACCUUAUUUGUUUCAAAUAAUACUGUUUUAGUUUAUGAAUAUUUUUAUGUGUGAAAUAUAUAAUGAUUAUUUUAUGUGUAUUUCAAAACAUUUGCUUUCUGUCAUCAAGCUUUUAAAAAUGUAAUUUAAAAAACAAAACAGAUUAAGUGCUUGGUUUCAGUUUUGUGCAUUUUUCUUGGCCAGUAGACUUUUUUGCCUCUUUACUCUGUUUUUUUGUUUCAUCAUACUUGAUAGAGAUAUUGUAUUUGUUACCGACUUCUCAAGUAUUAACCAAGAUAAUGUUCUCAAAUGUAAGUUCGUCUAUGUAGGGUGUGCAUUUAACAGUCACAUCUGGGACCAGUUCCACCAAGCAAACUUAAUGCUAAGAUCAUCUUAAGUGCAUAAGAUCACUUCGUGGAAACAGGACCUGGUGAUUGAAAGCGACAUUAGCCAAAUGAAAGCUUUGUCUUAUGUCGCCUGUUGUAUUUUUUCAAUUCCAAACUUUGAUGAUUUUAAAAUUACCAUUCGAACUGAAUGUUUUUCAAAUUACAAAAAUGGAUUUAAAAUUGUAUUUUUUUACUGCAGUUUAAUACAGCUAAAUUAAAAGGAGUUUUGUGAAAAAUUAUUGGGACCACCUCACCCGUCUUGAAAGCAAAUAUCAUUCGGGGCACCUCGGCCAUUUGUGACUUCCAUCAUCUUGACACAUGUUGUAUACACAAUAGGCUGAGAUAUUCCAAAAGGAAAUACACUGUAGCAAAAAGUGCUUGUUCUAAUGGAAUAUCUCGAAUUCUGUAAACACCCAGUCAAUAUUGUAAUGAACAAAUAAGAUAUAUGCAUUAUCUUACAGGGAAUAUUUUUUAUAAAUUUUGAUUAGUAACAGUUGCCGAUUGACUCAAAAUUUAUUAGCAACUACUCUUUAAAAAUGUGUAGCGAUCUCUGUAACUUACAUAGCAAAUCGUGAAGCGAUAUUGAAUAAAAUGUUCCCUGCCUUUUGGUGGUCAUCGGCUAACUAUUAGUCUAUAACAUACAUGUGUGUCUUGUUCAACAUGUAAUAAAUACUCUUCUUCAAAGUCAGAGCACAGGCAAGGUCAGUGUCUUGACAUGAGGGCCUAAUUGACAAGAAAUCCCCUACAAGAUUAACAAUUGCACUCCUGGCUAUGUAUUUGAUGUUAGUAUCUGCAUUAUCAAAUGUAGUUGCAGUUUAUUGUCACCAAUAGUUGCUUUUUUCUUCUUUUUUUUUAAAGUAACUGAUGUAAAUAAGAUUAUUAGUUUUAGACUGGGCACAGAAUACCAUAUUUUUUAUUAUAUCAAGAGCUAUUCUAGAAAUAAGUAGAUGAUAGGGAUGGGGUGAACUUCUUGUAUUAUUAACUUUAGUUCAGUUCAAAUAUAAGUAUAUGAAAACCAAACCAUUUUAUGUGCAAUAUGCAACAGUGAGUGGUAAUCAUACAUUUAUUUCUAGAAUACCCUCAAUAUGUGUCCAGUAGGUCAUGCUUGUUUUCCUUUUUGGUUUUAGUAUCUUCUAACCACAGGGUUUUUUGUGUGUGUGUUUUGCACAUGUAGAUAGCUAUUUAUUGAUCACAAUUUUUUUUAUUUUUUUUAUUCCAUAUUAUUUUAGCAGGGAUGCGAGUUUGUUUUUGUUUUAUCUAAUUUCAGCUUUUUGUGUAUCGUGAUUUUCACAAAGUAGAUUGGAUUUCAUCUUAAAUGAUUUAACGUUAGCUUUAUUUAGGUAUAGAAUAGAGAUUUUAGUGUUGUUGUUUUUGUUUUUUUGUUGGGUUUUUUAUUAUUAUUUUUUUUUUUAUCAUUUCAGCUUUUAGUUUUAAUGGGUAUCCCAUGUCUGAAGUUAAGUUGAUUUGCGGGGUUUUUUUUUAAGUGUGUAUAUAUUCCAAGUGUGAAUGUUUGCCUUUGCUAUCUCUGUUAUUCUCCCAUCUGUCUUUCCGCCUCCAACAUACAUAUUCAGCAUUAAUUAGCUCAUUACAUUUUGUACAGGUAGGUUAUCUUUGAUCAACGUUUUUAUAUAACAGUCUUUGCCAGGAGCACUGUGAAGACAAGCUUACGGUCACUCUCCUGAACGGAUGCUAGGUGGGCUUACGGUCACUCUCCUGAAGUGAUGCUAGGCAAGCUACUCUCUUGAAGUGAUGCUAGGCGAGCUUACGGUCACUGUCCUGAAGUGGUGCUAGGCGAGCUUAAGAUCACUGUCCUGAAGUGGUGCUAGGCGAGCUUAAGAUCACACUCCUGAAGUGAUGCGCACUUUCCCUGGCAAAGACUACUAUGUUCAGAAUUGAAGUAUGUUUUUGAUAGAUCCAGGGUAUCCUAGAAACAGCAUGAAACAUAACUAAAAAUUAACAUCAAGAAAUAAGUAGUUAUACAACAAAAUAUUUUUUUUAUAGUAAAUAUGUUAGUUUGUAACUAAUCUUGCCAAUAAAAGAAUCUUCAUUGUGGAAUAAAAUGAAAACUUUAAAUACUGAUAUUAGUCUAUUAUGAGAAUUUUCUAUAGCUUUAUAACAAUGAAUUGUAAUUCUUGUGGCUUCAUCAGUUUAAAAAAAAAAUGAUUUUUUUUUUCAGCAUUGUAAUUUGUAGAACAUCUGCAUAUAUAUAUAGUGACUGCAUUAAAUUAAAUUGCAAAUUAUUUUAUGUCGUCACAGAUGAGAUUUAAUGUAUAUACACCUCUUCACAUGCAUAAUUUCUGUUAAAUGCUUGUAUUAGAGCUAUCCGUGUUCAUGUUCACAACUUUAUAGAAUUGGCACCUGGCCUACCAAGAAUAUUGCUGCCCUAGUUGUGAAUUUAAAAAUAAUAUUAAUAAAACAUUCUAAAAAUG
Messenger RNA from Gigantopelta aegis, 4083 nucleotides. RefSeq lists its product as uncharacterized. NCBI's taxonomy places the organism in Eukaryota, Metazoa, Mollusca, Gastropoda, Neomphalida, Peltospiridae. The coding region runs from base 79 to 723 and encodes 214 amino acids. The record is from RefSeq and is a predicted model, not a curated record. The transcript has 4 exons.